UCCCAGACACCGCCACGUGUCCACAGGGGGGCUCUCUCCGCGAAGAGUAACCGUGGACCUGAACGCGCCACAAUACCCGCCCGCCACAUUCAUCCUUCUUCAAUUUCAGCUUCUUUCCAUAUAUGAAUGUUUCCUUCUUUGAGCUUUAAUCCGUCUCUGCAGAUUUACGCGCUGUUCGAAGUUGAUAUUCCCACAUAUAUAUACAUUUAGAGAACGGAAAAAGACAAUGCCAAUCGGAAAUCUAUCCGUCUCUAGGGUUUUGAUUUGUUUGGGAGGUAGGAAAUCGGAGCGAGAAUCUGUUUCUCAUGGCGCAACAUGCUGGAGGCGCUUUCUCUUCGUCGGUUACGUGCUCUGUGUGCCUGGAGGAGGUGACCGUUGAGAGUCGCCGAUCGACGGCCACUCUUCGGUGCGGCCACUGGUUCCAUCUCGAUUGCAUUGGUUCUGUAUUUAAUGUGAGGGGUUCCAUGCAAUGCCCCAAUUGCCGAGAUGUUGAGAAUGGCGAAUGGCGUUUUGCUGAUGGUGGUUCCGCAGAAUCUGCAUGGAGUGAUGAUGAUCUUCGUCAUUUUAUUAGAAUGCAACUGUCUGGUCCUCAUUGGUGCCCUCAUUUGGUACUGCUCCAAGUUCUUGGGUCAUUUGUGGAAAGGGGAUUUUCAUUGCUUGACUAUUAUGAAGACCCUGCCAUCUCAUACGGUGGUCCAAAUGAUCAUUACUGGGCUGGGCGGUCUGUGCCCAGUGGGCAUCCCACUUCUCAUAUUUUACAUCUCAUUGAGCAUCACCAUUACAGCAUUGAACACCACUUUCAGGCCAUAAGUAACCACCUUAGAGAUCCCAGUCAUGCUUCAGUUCCAACUGCAACGCAUGGAUUUGGUACAGAUGGUUCUGAUCAUAUUCCAAGCAUGGAAUCAUUUGCUCAUCCAGUUAUCCUUGACCAGGGGUAUGGUGCUGGACCCAGAAGCACUCCUAUAUCUUCAAUCAAUUCACCUUUUCCGGGCAGCAAUAUUCCUGUUCAUGACAGGAUACCAGCUAUGUGGCAACAGCCAUCGAGCAAUUCACCAUCACCGGUAGUGCGUGCUUCAAUGCUGUCCCGCACCAGAGGAUCCAAUGGUCCAAGGGUAUUUCCCGAUCAGGUUGAGAGCUUCUAUUCUUUUCCUUCUUCAAGCUUGUCUGAGCAGAAUGUCCAACAAGCAGCAGCACUUCCAGUAAAUGCGCCCCACCGCACUUGGGAUAGCAGUGAAAUUCAGCGCCAUCUGUGGCAGAGCAACGAAAUUGCAGCUUCUGAACUCUCCAUGGGCAGCAGAGCUAGACAGUCAGGUUGGCCAUCUUUCCCAUGAGCUGUGGUAGGGUUGGAUCUUGGCAGCAUAGUGUACAGAGAUACCCAUGGAUUUGCCGUACUUCGUGCUUGGUAGCUGCUUGUAAUUUGGGUCGUGGACUUGCAUGGAUUUGAACAAAAUGCAAUUCAAAAUCUGCUAUUGAAUUUUGUCCAAAUCCUUGCACACCCAACCAAAUCCAGGACCCCAAACACAACCUAUCUAUAGUGAUCAAUAUUAAUGCAGGCAGCAUAUCCUCUUCCUUUUGAAGCAUAUGAUCCGAAUGAUUCCGAAGGCCAAAACAGUAGGCCGGACGUUCUUGAUAAUGUCCGGGCUGGAGGCCUGUUUUUGUCUGCACUGUCUCGGAAACUAAUUUUGUUUACUAUUCUUGAGUUUCAUUGAGUUUAUCAGUUUGCCUCCAAAUGAUGUGUUCUCAUGAUUGCCAAAAUAUAUGCUGCUUAACAGCAAAUUCCCAAAUAAUAGUUUGAAAGUUUACAUCAAUUGAUGAAUGCAAUUUCUCCUUUCCAAA
Molecule: messenger RNA, 1836 nt
Organism: Malania oleifera
Lineage: Eukaryota; Viridiplantae; Streptophyta; Magnoliopsida; Santalales; Ximeniaceae
Product: E3 ubiquitin-protein ligase RFI2-like
Exons: 6
Coding region: 306-1331 (341 amino acids)
Molecular function (GO): ubiquitin-protein transferase activity
Source: RefSeq, a predicted model, not a curated record